Molecule: messenger RNA, 4416 nt
Organism: Macaca mulatta (Rhesus monkey)
Lineage: Eukaryota; Metazoa; Chordata; Mammalia; Primates; Cercopithecidae
Gene: SMARCE1
Product: SWI/SNF related, matrix associated, actin dependent regulator of chromatin, subfamily e, member 1
Biological process (GO): negative regulation of DNA-templated transcription
Cellular component (GO): SWI/SNF complex
Molecular function (GO): nuclear receptor binding; nucleosomal DNA binding
Source: RefSeq, a predicted model, not a curated record
GUUUUUUGAGACGGAGUCUCGCUCUGUCUCCCAGGCUGGAGUGCAGUGGCGCCAUCUCGGCUCACUGCAAGCUCCGCCUUCUGGGUUCAUGCCAUUCUCCUGCCUCAGUCUCCCCAAUAGCUGAGACUACACGCGCCCGCCGCCACGCCCGGCUAAUUUUGUUUUUGUAAUUUUAGUAGAGACGGGAUUUCACAGUGUGAGCCAGGAUGGUCUCGAUCUCCUGACCUCGUGAUCCGCCCGCCUCGGCCUCCCAAAAGUGCUGGGACUACACGCGUGAAUAUUUUUUAAAAAGCAAUUUCAUGUACAUUUUCUCAAGCACCACUCAAGCUGCCUGUCCACAGGGCAGACAACCUCUCCUUUAGUCUUUCUCUUGAAUAUGCUCUUCAAUUCAUUAAUCUCUAUUCAUGAGUAUAACAAUAUUGGAUAAAUUGGACAGAGCAGCACUUGUUCCUGGCUUUGCAGACUAGAGAUGCUUCUAUUCCCUGUUGGCACACUCAGGAUGAGGGCUAAGGGCAGCCCAAGAAUUCAGCCUCUCUCUCUAAAUGUCAACUGUUUUCAAGUAACGACAGGUCAGGGGUCCCAUCUGUUCAUUCUCCUCCACAGUGGCCCACAAUAUCCGUCAGGUGUUUAUGUAUCCAAAGAGAAGGCUACUCACUCCAUCUGGUAAACCAACAUACUCAUGAUGUAGUGGAAAGAGUCCCGGAGUAGCACAGGGGGCUGCCUCAAUACACACUUACUGAGCGUCUAACAGUGAAUGAGUCAAGUCCUUCGUAGGCACUGGCAAGGGGAAGAUGACCAAUACAAACGGCUGAACCUUGCUUUCAAGGCCUUCAUAAAGCACUAGAGAUGACAAACACGGUCCGAUACAAAGGGUCAGGUUCAGGACUCCAGUCAUUAUUAUCAAAGAGCCACGGGAAUACAAAGGAAGGAUUACUAGCGGGGGAAGUUCCUGGAGGGCAUCACAAAGAGACCUCUGAGCUGGAUCCGGAAGGACAGAUGAGUUUAAGCUGAAAGUGGGGUCGGUCGUUCCCGCUGGCGGGAACCGAAGGAGCCAAGGCAGCUUUGGGGCGGAGACCAGGUGGCACCCGCGGCGCUGCAAGGACACACAAGCUGUUGCAAGAGGGUCAACCUCUCCGGGCCUUGGCUCAGAAACCUGGGACGAUUACACCCUAAAAGCGCUUGGAAAAACUGCAAAACUCGUACUGCUUUUCGCCAAAGCUACUACCGUGCCGUGAGGGCAGGAAGUCCUGCGAGGCGUCUGCGAGGAAGCAAACGCCGCGAAGCGAGUCCUCCACGCCUCCAUCCCCGGCAUAGUGAAGUGUAGACUCUGGCCCACAGCCGAAAGGAAAGACCCGGGUCGGGGAGGGCCCCUCCAGGGGCGGGCUCAGCCGGAGUCUGGCCGAGCUGCGCGCGGCCACAGUGGUUCCGCGGCCUCGCGCUGAGUGCCUCCCGCCGUCUCCCACUGCAGCCCCCUCCGCCCCUCCGCAAGGCCCGGCGCCUCCCGCCACCUCCUCGGUCGCUGCGGCCGCUCCAGCUCCUCACAGCCGCUAAACCCAGGCCUAUCCCGCGGUCGGUUCUCUUCGGCCCUCUUCGCCGUGACGAAUCGGCGCCCGGCUAGGAAAGUAUCCAAAUUCGGAGAGUUUUGAGGAACCAAUGGGGCCUGAAAAAAAUCCCAGAGUGUGCUAAGCAUCACCGCAUCCUCACUAGAAGGUUUAUUUUUUCCAAAGAGGGUCGGGUGGGGCCCGGAAAAAAAAAAAAUUAAGAAGAGUGUGGAAAGUGCGAGUGCGGAAGCUCCGGACGCGAGGGGCGGGGCGUGCGCGGGACAAAGGGAAGCGAAGCCGGAGCUGCGGGCGCUUUUUCUGCCCGCGGUGUCUCAGAUUCAUUCUUAAGGAACUGAGAACUUAAUCUUCCAAAAUGUCAAGCAUCCUCUGGUAUUACGAUUCCAAAACCCCCAAAGCCACCAGAUAAGCCGCUGAUGCCCUACAUGAGGUACAGCAGAAAGGUCUGGGACCAAGUAAAGGCUUCCAACCCUGACCUAAAGUUGUGGGAGAUUGGCAAGAUUAUUGGUGGCAUGUGGCGAGAUCUCACUGAUGAAGAAAAACAAGAAUAUUUAAACGAAUACGAAGCAGAAAAGAUAGAGUACAAUGAAUCUAUGAAGGCCUAUCAUAAUUCCCCCGCGUACCUUGCUUACAUAAAUGCAAAAAGUCGUGCAGAAGCUGCUUUAGAGGAAGAAAGUCGACAGAGACAGUCUCGCAUGGAGAAAGGGGAACCGUACAUGAGCAUUCAGCCGGCUGAAGAUCCAGAUGAUUAUGAUGAUGGCUUUUCAAUGAAGCAUACAGCCACCGCCCGUUUCCAGAGAAACCACCGCCUCAUCAGUGAAAUUCUUAGUGAGAGUGUGGUGCCAGACGUUCGGUCAGUUGUCACAACAGCUAGAAUGCAGGUCCUCAAACGGCAGGUCCAGUCCUUAAUGGUUCAUCAGCGAAAACUAGAAGCUGAACUUCUUCAAAUAGAGGAACGACACCAGGAGAAGAAGAGGAAAUUCCUGGAAAGCACAGAUUCAUUUAACAAUGAACUUAAAAGGUUGUGCGGUCUGAAAGUAGAAGUGGAUAUGGAGAAAAUUGCAGCUGAGAUUGCACAGGCAGAGGAACAGGCCCGCAAAAGGCAGGAGGAAAGGGAGAAGGAGGCCGCAGAGCAAGCUGAGCGCAGUCAGAGCAGCAUCGUUCCUGAGGAAGAACAAGCAGCCAACAAAGGCGAGGAGAAGAAAGACGAUGAGAACAUUCCAAUGGAGACAGAGGAGACACACCUUGAAGAAACGACAGAGAGCCAACAGAACGGUGAAGAAGGCACGUCUACUCCUGAGGACAAGGAGAGUGGGCAGGAGGGGGUCGACAGUAUGGCAGAGGAAGGAACCAGUGAUAGUAACACUGGCUCGGAGAGCAACAGUGCAACAGUGGAGGAGCCACCAACAGAUCCCAUACCAGAAGAUGAGAAAAAAGAGUAAAUGUUGCCUUGUUUUAUGUGUUCUAAAUACUUUUUUAAAUGAAAAAAUGUUUUUUGGUUUUAAUGGUGUUAUGUGGUUUGUGUAUUAAUUUUUUUCUUGUCCAUAUCACACCACCAAAGGCUUUUGGACCAUUUAGCAUCAUGAGCCUAAUGGCACAGUCAGUCACCUUUCUUAAGUGUUGUGAAGAUGGCUCUUUUCUUUGGAUCUUGUUUCUAGCCCUCAACUGCUGAAAGCCUCAGAAUUUAGGUUAAUUGAGAAAACACCCACCUCUUUUAGAGAAUUAUCCUUUGAUGCUGCAGAAUCUACUCUUACAAUGCCUUCCUACAGCUCACUGGGGUGCUUACCAAAGCCAUAGCUUUAAACUUUCCCAAUCCCCAUCAACAGCUUCCUGAAAGUUUCCUCUCUUGUUUACUUCUGCAAAGGGUAGCUUCUUAAAAACGUGAUCAUGUAUGAGUAAGUAUUUGUUCACUUACCCUUUUUUACUUUUAAUCAAUGUCAGAUACCAAGAGUUGUGUUAAGAAGUUGAGUGUAGCUGCAACUACGCGUGGAUCUUACUGAUCCAGAAAUAGUCCCCAUAGUUAGAGUAGUUACUUAUGAAAUGGUCAUUAAAGUGAACACAGCACAUAUACAUUAUCUGUACUGCUUUUUGUUAUGAUUAAUAUUGGGUAUGUUCUGGUAAAUCCAUCCUUAUUGUAUAGAAAGAAAAUUACUUUUUUACCAGGUUUUCCAAAGACAGAAUAGAUCACAAAGCUCAAGGAAUUUAAUAUUCUUGUAAUGGACUAGAUAAUUCAAACUGAUUAGCCCAUUUCUGAAGAAAAACAGCUGGGAAUUAAGUUAAUCCACUUGAAAUUGUUUUACAAUAAUCAGAACAUUCAAAACCUCAAGGCUCGGGAUCCCAUAGAUCAGAGCCCACCUUUUUGAUAAACUCUUAAAGUCUUGGAGACUAGAAGCAAGAUAGUUUGUGACACAUAUGCUUCCCAAAAACUAGAAUAGAUUUUUACUGAAUAGUGGUAUAUCUGAUGGUAUAUGUUUCUUAAAGGUCCAAAUGUAAUAAAAAAAAAAAAAAAUGAAGAAAAAGGUCUCAGUGUUUUUAAUGCACUACGUAGUUGUAUGCAAGACAGGCAUCCAGUUUUUUUCUGUAAUGCAGUGACAGUGUGGAAUGACCACUCAGCCAUUAUGAAUUUGUGUACUCAGGGCCCUUGUCUCACCCAACUGUCUCGAUAAACUGCUGCAAUAGUUUAUUUGUACAAGACACUUGUGAAAAUCACUUUUCUUACAUUAUAGUCAAUGUCACAUAUGGAAGUUGGUCUUUGACUCCAAAAGUAAAGGGAAUAUGAAAAAAUCUGUAACGUUUGAACUAUCUUUGAAAAAAUGGCUAUGUAAUAAAUGUAAGUCCUGUGCUUAUAUGGAGAGAA